This is a messenger RNA of Paracoccidioides lutzii Pb01, 1557 nucleotides long. RefSeq lists its product as hypothetical. The transcript has a single exon. The coding region runs from base 1 to 1557 and encodes 518 amino acids. Gene Ontology annotation, molecular function: protein binding. The record is from RefSeq and is a predicted model, not a curated record.
AUGGAUCUGUCUGAGCCCACUGAACCCUACAAAUACACACCACUUGUGACCUCAACAUCAAUUCGUCUCCUUCGCGUCGACUCAAAAUCAUUUUCACAUGGCUCAGAUAUUCCCCGGAUAACCUGUAGUCUUAAAACGGUUGACCUAAUGGCCAACCCAUGGUACCAUGCUCUGUCAUAUACGUGGGGAAACCCACUUCCCGUGGAUAACGAAUACUUCCGUCCUAAAUAUGACGAUGCGCAAAUAUUCACCAAAUACGACUACGAGAAAGGUAAAUGUGUCAUCCACCUUGAUGGCAAGCUGCAAUACGUGAGCAGGAACUUGUUUGAUGCAUUGAGCACCGUGCCAUCAGAUGCAUGGGCUAGAAAUUGCAAUCGCGGCAACACGAAGAAGCAGAAAGCUCAUGCCCCGCUACACUGGGUUGGGAUUUCGGGCGAUGAGGAUUUCCUUCUGUCAGUUUUGGCGGGCGGAGAGAGUGUUGAUGUUAAUCUUUUGGAUGGCUUGGGGAGAUCAGGGUUAAGUUUUGCAGCGGAGUAUGGGAGGAUGGGGGUUGUUGAGAUUCUGAUGAAGGCAGGGGCUGAUGCGGUGAUUGUGGAUGGGGAAGGGAAAAUGGCGGUGGAUUAUGCAAGGGAGAAUGGGCAUGGUGAAAUUGUGAGGGUUUUGGAAGCUUGUGGGGAACGGGAGAAUCUGUUGACUCCAUUGGAGCUUCCGGAUGGCCCGCAAGUCUGGAUGUGGGUUGAUCAAAUUUGUAUUAACCAGGAGGAUCUCGAAGAACGGGCUACGCAAGUUGCUAUGAUGGAUCAAAUUUAUCAGAAGGCACGGUAUACUCUGGUGUGGCUAGGGGCUGAAGACCAGUAUACUGAGGCAGCUGUGAAAGCUGUCUCGAAGAUCGGCUCUGCUCCUGUUGAUUUUCAGGAUAGCAAGAUCAUGCCUUAUACCAAUGAGGGUAAAGAUCUAUAUGAGAAAGAGGGCAUCCCAUUUAUCUCUGCAGAGGAAUGGACUGCUCUCGCAGCUAUUUUCCUUCGGAAUUACUUUCGACGGCUUUGGGUAGUGCAGGAAAAUGUGCUCUCCGGGACCAUUCUUGGAUACUGUGGCAAGCAUGAAUUACCUUGGAGGAUGUUCUGCAGAGUUGCACAGGUUGUGUAUUUCAGACAACUACGACUCGCCCGUAUCACAUCGGUGGAAUACAUCAACAGGCAGGAUGCGGUUGUCGGUAUUGAGAGCCAGGCAGUCUCUCUGGUGCAGUGGAGGGAGAGAUUUGAGAAAGGGGACAAGGCAGCGGAGCCGAAGGAGCUUUCCUUUGAAAGUCUAGUUUUUGAUACAUGGACUUUCCGCGCAACUGAUCCUCGAGAUAAGAUUUUCGGUCUCUAUGGACUGCUCAAUAUAGUCGACAAGGGUAAAUGGCAGCCGGACUAUCACAAGUCUGUAGAAGAGGUAUACGCAGAAGCAACUAAGACGAUUAUGCAGCAAUCUGGGGAAUUACGGAUGCUCUCCGCUGCCGUUGAAUUGCUCUCUUCGAAACAUUACAACUCUUCCCUCGUGGGUUCCCGACUAUAG